AUGCCGCCAUCCUCCACCAGGCUGCUUGCAGUCCCUCUCCCACCUGCUUUCCUCCUACCGCGCUCAUUUAUUCAGAGCUCACUCCCUGCGACUCAAACGAGAUCUUUCGGUAUCCGAGCCAUAGAAAAACGGCGGAAGGCCAGCCCUUACAACGAUGUUCCAGGGCGCAAACCCUUACUGUCAACGCCAAAAGCGGCUCUCGAACGAAGGAUAAAGUCCGAUACUCUUCCGCUCCGGACAGGAGCUUUGGCAACGAAGAAGGGGAUGACAGCAAUUUACGACGAGUCGGGGAAAAGAAUACCCUGCACGGUGCUGCAACUCGACCGCAACGAGGUCGUCAGCCAUAAGACGAUGAAGAAGCAUGGUUAUUAUGCCGUGUGUGUAGGCAGCGGCUGGAAACAUCACCGAAACGUCACAAAACCAAUGCUGGGGCAUUUCUCCGUCCAAGGCGUGAGCCCUAAGCAAUACCAACGAGAAUUCCGUGUCAGGGACAAGUCAGGGCUGUUGCCUGUUGGGAAGGAGAUCAAAGCGAAUUGGUUCCUUGUCGGCCAGUUUGUCGACACGCGGUCGGACUGCAAAGGAAAGGGCUUUGCAGGUGUGAUGAAGAAAUGGGGUUUCCACGGUCAGGAUAGAACCCACGGUCACUCUCUCAGUCACAGAUCACUUGGGUCGACUGGUAAUGGCCAAGGCGGUGGUGGUCGUGUAUAUCCCGGGAAAAAGAUGGCUGGUCGUAUGGGCGGCCAGCAAAACACUGUGCAGAAUUUGAAGGUAUUACAGACUGAUCCAGAGAACGGACUCGUGGUUGUGAAUGGAGCCGUUUCUGGACCCAAGGGCACUUUAGUGUUCAUACAAGACGCACUGAAGAAAGCAUGGCCAACAAUACCUGAUCAACCUGAGCCAGUAGCCAUCGGCGUUGAACUGAACAAGCCUGUUGAUGCGCAGAUCACGGCAUAG
Exophiala aquamarina CBS 119918 is the source of this 954-nucleotide messenger RNA. RefSeq lists its product as uncharacterized. Lineage: Eukaryota; Fungi; Ascomycota; Eurotiomycetes; Chaetothyriales; Herpotrichiellaceae. The record is from RefSeq and is a predicted model, not a curated record. Gene Ontology annotation, molecular function: structural constituent of ribosome. The coding region runs from base 1 to 954 and encodes 317 amino acids. Gene Ontology annotation, biological process: translation. Gene Ontology annotation, cellular component: ribosome; mitochondrial large ribosomal subunit. The transcript has 3 exons.